Messenger RNA from Amaranthus tricolor (Joseph's coat), 3657 nucleotides. RefSeq lists its product as uncharacterized. Gene Ontology annotation, molecular function: zinc ion binding; nucleic acid binding. The transcript is spliced from 5 exons. The record is from RefSeq and is a predicted model, not a curated record. NCBI's taxonomy places the organism in Eukaryota, Viridiplantae, Streptophyta, Magnoliopsida, Caryophyllales, Amaranthaceae. The coding region runs from base 1 to 3657 and encodes 1218 amino acids.
AUGUUUUGUGCAUUAGUUUUUCCUUGCAAUGUCAAGACUUAUGAAAUAGUUUGCAGACUAUUCCAUUCAUUGUCUUCUUCUCAACCUCUCCUCUCCACCCCCCCAAAAAAUAAGGAAGGAUCAUGUCCUACAGCUAAAAUAUUGAAGCGUGAGAUACCAAAUUAUCCUGAUGAUACAAAGGAGAUUGACGACAUCCUUGUUGUUGAAACAAGUACACCUUCUACAUAUGACCAGCACAAGGGUAAUACUGGGAAUAGUAUAGAGGAACAGCGUGCUGAACUUAAAUCAACCCAAGUUAAGGAAGCUGAUAAACAAGGAACGAAGAAGACAAGUGUUGUUUCUGUUUGUUCUUCAUUUUCUGUUGGAGAGUUUGAGUGUGUUCAAGCCUUCACGGAUUCAUACUUCUCCAAGAGUUCAAUUGAAUCAUCUUACACCAUUAAUUGUGGAAAAAGAUUCCUGAAAUCUGAUUCUAUUGUCAUUGCAUGCGAGUUAAUCGCGUUCACUUACAAAUUUGGAAACUUUGCGUUGUCUUUUAAAAUUGUUGGUUUAAAUAAUCUGAUUCUUGAAAAUUGUUCUGUGAAAUUAGGGUUUAUACAUCAGUGCAUUCGUUGUUGUUUUUGGAAAUUGGUUGUUGGGAAAGUUUCUUGCAAGAUUGUGGCUGGUGAUUAUUUGAAUUGUGCAUUUGUUUUGGUUUCUGGAAAAUUUGUUGUGAAGAUCUUCUUGCAGGUUCUGGUUGUUAGUUGUCUUACCAUUGUUUUGUUUGUGAGUGUCUUGGAAAAUAUGGACAUGAAUGAGAAAUUAGAAACCCUUACCAAUUUAGUCCAGCAACUAGCCUUGACUGUAGCCAAUAAUAUGGGGAAUCAAGGGGAAAGACCACAACAGCUUCUGCAAAAUAGGAACAGUGAGGACAAAACCUUGAAGAUUGACUUACCUAGUUUUGAUGGACAAUCUCCAGACCCAGAGGUGUAUCUAGAUUGGGAAGCCAAUAUGGAAAGAUAUUUUGACUUCAAGGAAACCCCACCUGAACAGCAAUUUAAGCUAGCUAAGAUCAAACUGACCAAGCUUGCUGCAAUAUGGCUAGAAAGAGUGCAAAAGCAAAGAAGGAGGGAGGAUAGAGAAAGAAUCAAUACAUGGGAAAAAUUAAGAAAGCACUUGAGAAGGAAGUAUGUCCCACGCAAUUAUAGACAGCAAUUGUAUAUGAAAUGGGGAACAUUGAGACAAGAUAAUAGAACUGUGUCAGAUUAUAUUCAAGAAUGGGAACGACUGUCUGUUGUUUGUGACACCAAUGAAACUGAGGAGAUGAAGGUUGGGAAAUUCAUAGGAGGACUAAGGGAAGAUCUGAGGAAAAAGUUGGAGUUGAUUCCAAACCUUACCUUUAGCUUGGCUUGUAGUAAUGCUCUCACCUUAGAAAAAUAUUCUAAGAAGAAAUCAAGCAUGGGCAGCACCUACAAUAGACCAGUGAGGAAUUAUAACCCAAAGAAUAUUACUACACCAACACCCACUGUGACUCAGACCAAUGCACCAGAUAGGAUCCCACCAAUGACCAAUACCACUAAGGAUAAAAAUCCCAAGGACUUGAAGGAGGUAGUUUGUUUUAAAUGCCAUGGACAUGGUCACAUUAAGAGUGAGUGCCCCAAUGCUAGAGCCUUCACUGUGCAAGAAUGGGCAGAGAUUAAAGAAGUAGGGAGACCUAGGGCCAUGAUGGUUAGCAGAAAUGGUAGGGAGGAGUUAGUUUGGCCUUCAACAUCUGAGAAAGACCCUGAUGGUACAUACUGUGUAAAUGAUGAAGGAGUCUUAGAGACUUUUGAGGGAAUUGAGGACAGUGAGGAAGAAGGGGACAGAGAGGAAGUGUAUCCUGAACCUGAUAUGCAAAAUUUGUUGAUUAGAAGAAACUUUCAUGCUACCCCAAAGACUAAACCAAAUGAUCAAAGAGAAAACAUCUUUCAAACCAAAUGCAAAAUUAAGAACAAGGUGUGUGAUCUGAUCAUAGAUGGGGGGAGUGAAACUAACUGUGUCAGCAAGGAUUUAGUUCAGACCUUAGACUUAGAAACUAAGCCACACCCACAUCCCUAUAAACUAAAAUGGUUGGAUAGCAAAGCAAGUGGUUUUGUUAAGAAGAGGUGUUUGAUUCAGUUUGCUAUAGGAUCAUUUGAGGACAAGGUGCUUUAUGAUGUGUUAGACAUGACUGCCUGUCAUGUGCUCUUAGGUAGACCAUGGCAGCAUGACCGAAGGACUUUACAUGAUGGCUAUACUAAUGUUUAUACCUUGAGACAUGAGGGGAAAAUUAAGGACCUUAUGCCCUUGCCACCCCACAGGACUUUACCUCCACAGCAACCAAUAGGCAGUGGCUUCGACUUACCUUCACAGAAGACAGUAGGCACUUCACUUCCACAGAGACCUGUAGGUAAUGUGUCUUUGAUAAAUAGAAAGGUGAGUAUUAAGGAGGUCAGGAGAGAAGGACUAGCCUUUCUUUUGUUCAGUAAGGAAGUAACACAAGAGAGUAGUCAACAAGACCCCAGGAUCACUAACUUGUUGGAUCAAUUUGCUGAUGUUUUUCCUAUAGAAUUACCAGUAGGGUUACCUCCAUUAAGGGGUAUUGAGCAUCAAAUAGAUCUUAUGCCAGGAGCAGCUCUACCCAAUAAGCCUGCAUAUAGAACUAGCCCUAAGGAGGCCAAGGAGUUGCAAAGACAAAUACAGGAGCUUAUGCACAGAGGGUAUGUUAGAGAAAGCAUGAGUCCAUGUGCUGUUCCCACCUUACUUGUUCCUAAAAAGGAUGGAACAUGGCGAAUGUGUGUUGAUAGCAGGAGCAUGAACAACAUUACUGUUAAAUAUAGGUUUCCCAUACCCCGAAUAGAUGAUAUGUUGGAUGAAUUGUCAGGAUCUCAAUGGUUUAGUAAGAUAGACUUGAGAAGUGGGUAUCAUCAAAUCAGGAUGAGAGAAGGCGACGAAUGGAAGACCGCAUUUAAAACCAAAUAUGGCUUGUAUGAGUGGAUGGUUAUGCCAUUUGGGCUAACUGGAGCCCCAAGUACCUUCAUGAGAUUAAUGAAUGAGGUCCUAAGACCAUUUUUAGGAAGGUUUAUAGUGGUGUAUCUUGAUGACAUACUAGUGUACAGUAGGAGUGUAGAGGAACACCUUGACCAUUUGGAACAGUUGUUCAAGACCCUUAGGGAACAGAGACUAUUUGGGAAACUAGAGAAUUGUUCCUUCUUAUUAACUGAGGUUUAUUUCUUGGGAUUUAUAGUAGGGAGACAGGGAGUGCAGGUAGACCCUACAAAGAUAGAAGCCAUUAAGACUUGGCCAGUACCCACUAGUAUCACUCAGGUAAGGUCUUUUCAUGGCCUAGCCUCUUUCUACAGGAGGUUCAUUAAGGAUUUUAGCACCAUUAUGACACUAAUCACAGACUGCACUAAGGGGAACACUUUCAAAUGGACCACAGAAGCACAAUUAGCUUUUGAGAAUAUUAAGGAAGCCAUGUGUAACCCUCCUAUUUUGAGACUACCUGAUUUCAGUAAACCAUUUGAGGUAGAAUGCGAUGCCAGCAACACAGGAAUAGGAGCUGUCUUAAUCCAAGAAGGUAGACCUGUAGCAUACUUUAGUGAAAAGCUAAAUAAAAGUAGGAUAAAUUACUCAGCCUAUGAUAAAAAUAACAUUCCAUAA